CCUCAAGCCAGUAUACUGGCAACUGGGAAACUUGCAACGAGAAAGAGGAGAGAAAAUGUCGAGGCCAACUUUUGUGAGUCAAGUGUCUACUGAUCCGUUUGUACCAGCCUGGUUGGAUCAAAAGGAACUCGAACGUGUGAUUAUUCAAGAUCUGCCCGAAUUCCAAAAGAUUGAGAGCAUAAGCAGUAGAUCCGAGCAAUCGGCAUUACGAGUGCUAGUUCAAGCCAAAUUAAGAUCAAACGGUGUCCGUACCCUUAACUACCUGGUCAAGUCUCCAGCUGUUUCCAAGGCCGAUGAACUCAUUUUACCCUUUGAGAAGAACUUUAAGGUGGAGUUUCUUAUGUACGAUAAGAUAUUGCCAGCUCUGGAAGAGCUCUACAAGGAUGUGGGCAAGAAUAUUGUGUUCACACCCUAUCGAACUAGUUUGCAGUCCAGCAACUGUCUUUACUUGGAAUAUUUGCAAUCUAAGGGUUAUAGAUUGGCCAAUCAACCGAAUGGUCUGGCCCAACCUGCCAUAGAGAUUGUGCUAUCAAAACUAGCAGCAUAUCAUGCAGCAACAGCGCGUUAUCUAGAAGCCAACCCCGCUCAGAUAAGGGAAUUGCCAAAGCUUGAAAAGAAACCGAAAUCAUCGAAUGAUAAGGUUGAAAAAUUGAAAAGCUUAUUGCAAACCAAAUUUCAUGAGAGCUUGCGAUCGAAUAAUGUAAGGGAAUAUGAGGAUAAAGUGAAAUCCUAUCAAAAAUCUCUUAAUGAAAAUAAUGACUUGUUGGACUUCAAAUCCUCAUUUAAUGUCAUUCUUAAUGGAUCCUGUUGGCCAAACAAUUUGCUAUAUAAUGGCGAUGCUUUUGGCCAUUUUAAGGAGAUACUUUUCAUUGAUUUUCAUUACUCAAAGUAUGGGCCAGCUGUGUAUGAUCUAUUGAAUUUGCUAUUGACAGCUCCUGCUGAGAAAUCGAGGUAUUUUGAUGCCAAUGUGAAAUACUACCACGAUCAGCUGAUUGACAACUUGAAAGCUCUCAAGUUUCGUGGCAAAUUGCCCACACUGACCGAAUUGCAAUUGGAUUUAUUGAAAUUUGGACAUUGGGCCUUUGAGGUUUCAACUGAAAUACUGCCAAUAGUUCUAUCUGAAUUCCAUACCAAUGACAUCGAUGAGUUAUUCAAGAGUUCAAAAUUCUCUCAAGAGAUACAGGAACUUUUACCUUGGCUCGAGAAUCGUGGAUACUUUGAGGAAGAUUGAGCACGCAAAUAAAUGCACAAAUCAUUAUCAGACAAAUAAUUAAUGUUUAUAUAUUCACUAUAGUUUAUGGUGAUAAUUCGAAAUGUUUGCUGAGCUAACA
Molecule: messenger RNA, 1331 nt
Organism: Drosophila willistoni
Lineage: Eukaryota; Metazoa; Arthropoda; Insecta; Diptera; Drosophilidae
Exons: 4
Coding region: 56-1231 (391 amino acids)
Source: RefSeq, a predicted model, not a curated record